This is a messenger RNA of Siniperca chuatsi (mandarin fish), 3789 nucleotides long. RefSeq names its product melanoma cell adhesion molecule b (gene mcamb). The record is from RefSeq and is a predicted model, not a curated record. Lineage: Eukaryota; Metazoa; Chordata; Actinopteri; Centrarchiformes; Sinipercidae. The transcript is spliced from 17 exons. Bases 219 to 2099 code for a protein of 626 amino acids.
AAUAUGACGCAUUUCAGAUGAACUGUGCGCCUGAAUGAAUCGCACAGACGGACAUUUUUUACAGCGCAGGAGCUCUCGUCUCUGCCCCUCCUGCAUCAUCUGCCUCCCCGCGCUGCCCCGCCGCUCCUCUCUCAUACAGUUUUCCAGGAGGACCGGUCCCUGUCAGACUGCCUCCACACACACCCCAGCACGGACAGCUACACUACCGCCCAACAACCAUGGCUGCACGGGACGCUGCUUCUCUGCUCGUCGGACUUCUGGUCCUCUUUCACACCUGGGGAGUGUGGGCUGAUGUGCAGGUGAACAUGGAGGACAGAGUGGAAGUGUUCAGGGGAGAAACCGCUCAGAUCGCCUGCAUGUACACAUCUGCUGACGGCGUAGGCGGCAUGAUCAUACAGUGGUUCUAUGUGACACAGUCGGGUGAGAAGCAGAAAAUCUACUAUCAGGACACCACUAUGAAGGUUGUAGACCGAGGCACACCGUUUACAGAACGUAUCAGUGUGAAUGGUACUGGAGCAACUGGAGAGGUGGUGUUGACUAUCAGUGAAGUGCAGAUAGAAGACGAACUGGAAUUUAUCUGUCUCAUCAAAAGUCUAACAGAUGGAGCUGGGGAGGGACGUACAAAGCUGAAGGUGUUCGAAAUACCAAACUUGCCUACCAUUGAGGGUGUGCAAACAGGGAUCUCAGUCAACAAAGACAGCCCAUCCAUGAUUGGGACCUGUGAGGUCAAAAAUGGCUUUCCCAAGCCAAACAUCACUUGGUACAGAAACAACACACCACUGCGCAGUGCUCAGGAUGUGGUCAAAAUAGUGCCCAGCAUCACUACUGAAUCCAGUGGUCUGUUCUCAGCUAAGAGUGAGCUGAGCAUGAAGGUGGUGAAGGAGGACAAAGAUGAUAGUUUCUACUGUGAGGUCACCUUCUUUGUUCCUGGAGGAACCAGGAUGACCGAGACCAACCGUAUUAACAUCACUGUAUACUACCCCUCCACAGCUGUAAGUAUUUGGGUGGAGUCACCAAAAGGCAAAAUCAAGGAAGGGGACUCGAUCGUGCUUCGCUGCCAUGGCAACGGGAAUACUCCAUCGCUUAUUUCAAUCAUGCACGAUGGUAAAUCUUCGGACACCAAUAUGUUGGUGCUGGAAAAUGCGACCCGUCUAGACAGUGGAGAUUACCUAUGUACCUCUACGGACACGGACACCUUUGAGGAGAUCUCAGCAAAUACCUCUGUGUUUGUCAACUAUCUCGAUCCUGCCAUGGUGAUGCCUAAUGACACUAUAGUGGUGGACCAAGGACAGGAGCUGAAUGCCACCUGCAAUGCCUCCUCUACUCUACAGACACACACAGUCUGGUUUAAGGAUGAAAAGGAGGUUUCAAAAAACCAAAGAUUGAUCCUGAACAACAAUACGUUUGACACAGCAGGGACGUAUGUGUGUGUGGUGACAGUUCCUGAAAUUGAGGGAAUGGAAACCAGAGGGAAACUUCAUGUUAAUGUCCAGGGCCCACCAGAGAUCAUGGAGCCGGAGAACGUGGAGAUGGAGAGUUUUCAGACGACAGUCAACGUGAGCUGCAAAGUCAGAGGUUUCCCUGCUCCCAGUGUUACCUGGACCACCUCUGAUGGAAAGGUCCUCAAGACAGCAUCCCAAACAGAGACUGAGGAGGGCAUUUGGAGUGUGGUCCGUGUCACGGUCACCUCUGACAUAACUGUUUUCUGCAAUGCCUCCAACGACCACGGAACUGACGCGGUGACCUUCAGCAUCAAAGCCACUACAAACACCACAACACCAGCCACCACUACUAGCACUACCAUUUUCUCUGCCACAGUCAAAGCAGAAACAGCUAUCCCACCAAAGAAAAUCAAGAAAGAGGGCAGUGGUGUUAUCAUUGCAGUCCUCAUUAUCUGCAUCCUGCUGCUGGCCAUCUUGGGGAGUGUGCUCUACUUCCUCUACAAAAAGGGCAAGAUCUGUGGCCGAUCCGGCAAGCAAGACCUCACCAAAGAGAAGUCCAACAAAGAUAACAUCGUGGUGGAGAUGAAGAGCGACAACACAGAGGAAGCCGUGCUCCUUGGGGUCAACGGAGAAAAGCAAUCUUCCAACGACCAGUAAAGGGCGGCGAGUACCUGGACUUGCAGAAGUGAGGUGGUGACACGCACCAAACAGCUGCUCCUGUUCUUCCCCUCUCAGGCUCAGACCGGCCGAUGCCUUCAAGCUUCCACCAUAGCUCCUUUUCCCGGAGUUACGUCAUGGAAAAGCUCAGUCGUCUGUCAGUUAAUAUCAUGAUGGAUGACCGAGACUCAAAUAAUUCCAAGCCGCAGCUUUUGCUUGCCGUCCUUUACAUCCCAGCACAUUUCUGUUGGAAUGCAGCUUGAGCUUUAAUGGGAAGUGAUUUGAGUGCUCCAUGACGUAAAUCUGCUAAUAUAUAUUCCACCUUCAAACCCAGGACUGUGCUUAGCCUAUAGUUCUCAUUACCAUGAGCCUCGUGUACUGCUGAUUGUCCAUAGAACAAUAAUUAGAGCACAACAUUGACGAGGGACUAAGUAUCACCUCAGGCAAAGCAAUCACUGAAGAGCAGCCUGAAACUGCUCUUUAUCAAGUGUACAUAUUAUAAUCUAUGUAUAUAUUUCUUUAUUUAAAAUAACACCAUAGAAAGAAAAAAAAGACCAGAUAGUGUUUUAUUUUGUUUGGUUGCUCUUUACAGAGAGCAAGAGGAGUUUAGGUAGAGGUCUUGUUUGUAUUUUUGAAUUUUUUUUUAGCCUGUGUUUCCUGUUUUGCUAAAGUCUGUACACUGAAAUCUUUGGGGAAGCAGCGACGCUUCUCCCUACAGCCAGUUACAGUCUCACCAAAAAUGUUGCCUUUUAGCUCUGAAAACAAAACUUGUAGGUCAUUUAAUCACACAUGUAUGUAGUUUUCUUCUCUACAGCUAACACUCAUCUUUACACUCCCUACUUUAUGUGCAUUAAAAGAUGAUAUUUUUGCAAGAGGGGUGAAUCAUCUGUUCAGCAUUUGACAUAGAAGGGUUGACAUUAUUUGCAGUUCGCUUUACUUUGUUUCUUUCCUUCACAGUAUAGUUUUUAUAUUUUUAUGUGUUUGAGUCUAAGCAUUGCCAACAGUCAAAUUAAAAAGUUAUAGAUGCCUUAAAAAUUCAAUCAAAGCCUAUUGAAAUAUUUUGUAUUGUUAGUUAUGUUUGUAUUUAAUGUCCAGUGCACUGAUUUAUUUGUGGUUUUUCUUCAUGCAGUUUCUCUAAUGUGAAACAGUUGUUGUGUUUAAUGUGAAUGAAAAGUAGUUCUGUAGCUAUUUUUAUUUCUUUUUCUAAGAGGAAGGAUAAGGGUAGAACAGAUUACUGGUCCAUGGUUCACGGCAUGAAGUUGCCCUCCUUAUAAAAGGAAUAGACACAUUUCUGUUUAAUGAAUAAAUUAAUUCAUGUGUUGACUGAAACUUGAAAUAAUCUAUAGACACAGAAUCCCCCUCAGACGUGAUGACUAGUGACAUGGCAACUACAGUGUAUGACUACUGACGAGGGGGGAAUGACUAUGAUUCCACACAUGCAAAAUUUGUAGACAAUCAACAAUCAAGACGCUCUGUGCAGGUAUCAUCCAUACUUACCCUUCCCACCCUCUGUUUGUCUGUUUUUUUCUGCUGUUUAUAAGAACUACCACUGUUAAAUGGUUUUGGAUGUUUGAAAUCUGUAAAAUGCCUUGGAGUUGUAAAAUGUAAACUUCAAGCCAAUUUACCAACAAAUUAAUUGUUUGUAGUUUCUGGAAAUUAUACCAAAUAAAGAUUGACUGUUAAAUGAAAA